Misgurnus anguillicaudatus (oriental weatherfish) is the source of this 4953-nucleotide messenger RNA. NCBI's taxonomy places the organism in Eukaryota, Metazoa, Chordata, Actinopteri, Cypriniformes, Cobitidae. The record is from RefSeq and is a predicted model, not a curated record.
AUCUACAGAAAAAAGUAAGGCUGAGUAUAAAUUACAUGGCCUGCAGCUUACAGACGCUGUAUAGAAAAACUGACAAACAGACAGGAUGAAUGUGCAUCUGCUUUGUUUGACUGUCGUUCUUCUCUCCUCACCGCUCCUAACACUAUGUGACCCACUAUUUGUUCUGUCGGCUCCCAAUUUAUUGAGGGUGGGUUCCUCAGAGAAUGUGUUUGUGGAGGCUCAAGAUUACAAUGGAGACAACCUGAAUGUGAAGAUUGUAGUGAAGAACCAUCCACGCAAAAAUCAGGACAUCGUUUCUGAAACAGUGACCCUGACUGCGGGCAACAACUAUCAGCUCCUUACAAAAAUAAAGAUACUUGAUGAAAAAAAAUUUUUCACCGACGAUCCUCUGGAGAAGCAGUAUGUGUAUCUACAAGCUCAUUUUCCUUCCGAAGUUUUGGAGAAAGUAGUCAUGGUCUCGUUUCAGUCUGGAUAUAUAUUUGUACAAACAGACAAACCCAUCUACACACCGGGUAGCACAGUUCAAUACCGGAUUUUCUCUCUGACUCCAAACCUGCACCCACUAAGUCAAUCUGUUAUCUCAAUGGACAUCAUGAAUCCACAAGAACUCACAGUCUCAACAAAGAAGGUAUUUCCAGCGCAAGGGAUGAAUUCCGAAGAAUAUCAAAUCCCAGAGGUUGCCAGUUCUGGGAUCUGGAAGGUGGUCACACGGUACGCAAACACUCCACAGAAGACAUUCACUGCGGACUUUGAAGUCAAAGAAUAUGUGCUUCCAACUUUUGAAGUCACUUUAAACCCCAGAAAGGCAUUUUUCUAUGUUGGUGAUGAAAGUCUAACAGUGGACAUAACUGCAAAGUAUCUGUUUGGGCAGAAGGUAGAUGGACAAGCAUUUGUGCUGUUUGGUGUAAUGGAAGAAGAUAUCAAAACAAGCAUUGCUGCCUCUCUAAAAAGAGAACCGAUAAUAAAUGGAAUGUGUGAAGUAGUUCUGACCAGGGAGAUGAUCCUUAAGACCUUUCCAAACAUGAAUCAGCUGGUUGGAAAGUCGAUCUUUGUUUCAGUCAGUGUUUUAACAGAGACCGGCAGUGAAAUGGUAGAAGCACACAGAAGGGGCAUUCAGAUUGUGACAUCACCAUACACCAUCCACUUCAAGAGGACACCUCAGUUCUUCAAACCUGGGAUGCCUUUUGAUGUCUCGGUUUACGUGACAAAUCCUGACCAGACACCUGCUGUAAAUGUGCCAGUAGAGGUCAACCCUGGAGGAGUCAGAGGUCAAACAAAAGCUAAUGGCAUUGCAAAAGUCACCAUCAAUUCACAUGGAGAAUCUUCAAUACUGCAGAUCACCGUAAAGACAAUAGACCCAACAUUACAAGCUGAACAGCAGGCAGUGAAGACAAUGACAGCUCAGGCCUACGUCCCCAAAACCAACAACUACCUGCAUGUUGGCAUUGAUGCUGCAGAGCUUGAAAUUGAUGAUCAAAUGAAAGUCAAUCUGUACACUGGACAAAGCCCAGGAGUCAAAGAUCAAGAUUACACAUACAUGAUCACCAGUAAAGGGCAGAUUGUGAAGGCAGGCAGGUUAAUGAGAAGAGGACAGUCUUUGGUGACUCUGUCUCUACCUGUAACCAAAGACAUGGUGCCGUCCUUUCGCUUUGUGGCUUAUUAUCAUGUGGGUACAAAUGAGGUGGUGUCUGAUUCAGUCUGGGUUGAUGUGAAGGACACUUGCGUGGGAAGGCUUGAACUUCAGGUAAAGAACAAGGCCAAUCAUUACAGCCCAGGUGAUGACUUCAGCUUGCAAAUAACCGGAGACCCUGGAGCUAAAGUUGGACUGGUGGCAGUAAACAAGGCUGUGCAUGUGCUCAACAAGAACAGAUUAACUCAGUCUAAGAUCUGGGACAUCAUUGAGAAACAUGACACUGGUUGUACAGCAGGCAGUGGUAGAGACAGUAUGGGGGUUUUCUAUGACGCUGGUUUGAUGUUUGAGUCCACUGCUGGGGGAACCAGCAUCAGAACAAUGCCUGAAUGUCCUGUCCGUUCAAGGAGAAGACGGAGAUCUGAGGAAGAUGAUGAUGACUAUUAUACAUCAUCUGAUGAGAUUGUGUCACGGACACUCUUCUCUGAGAGUUGGCUUUGGAAGGAAGUAACUCUCCCCGCUUGCAAAGACAAAAACUGUUUAACAACAUCAUUCACCAAAGAAAUAAUCUACCUGAAAGAAUCUAUCACUACUUGGCAAAUCUUAGCGGUCAGCCUGUCAGACACGAAUGGUAUCUGUGUGGCAGAUCCUCAGGAGAUGAUCAUUUUUAAGAAUUUUUUUAUCGACCUCAAGAUGCCGUACUCAGCCGUUCGCAAUGAGCAACUGGAAAUCAAAGCCAUUAUUCACAAUUAUACCCCACAGAAGAAGAAGGUGCGCGUAGAGUUUAUGGAGACAGAAAGUGUUUGCAGUUCUGCUAGUAAGAAGCGUAAAUACCGUCAAGUGGUUGAAGUCGACCGCUUUUCUACAAGAUCUGUUCCAUUUGUGAUUAUUCCAAUGGAGCUGGGCAAUCACCAGAUUGAGGUAAAAGCUGCAGCAUAUGAUUCUGUCAACAGUGAUGGAGUGAGGAAGACCCUGAAGGUGGUGUCUGAGGGUGUAUUAAAGGAGCUGAUGGAGAGAAAUGUGGAGCUUAGUCCUUUUACGAAGGAAGGUGGAGAACAACAUGAAGUUAUACGAACGGACGCACCACCUGACCGGGUUCCAGACACACCUGCUAGCACUCUCAUCACUGUUACUGCCCAUUCAGGUGAGGCGAUCAGUCAAACAUUCGAGCAGGCCAUCAGUGGAGAUUUCAUGGGUCGACUUAUUCUUCAGCCAGAUGGGUGUGGAGAGCAGAACAUGAUCAACAUGACUCUUCCUCUCAUUGCCACUCAUUAUCUGGACAGCACCAAUCAGUGGCACACCGUCGGCAUGGAGCGCCGUAAUGAAGCUAUUAACCAUAUCAACACAGGUUAUCAGAGAGAGCUGAGUUACCGCAAAGCAGAUGGGUCCUACGCUGCGUGGAUAGACAGAGCCAGCAGCACAUGGCUGACAGCAUACGUAGCUAAAAUCUUUGCAAUGGCCAAUCACCUCAUUGCUGUCGAAGAAAAUGUGCUCUGCAGUGCCCUCAAGUGGUUGGUGCACAACAAACAAUUACCAGACGGGUCUUUCAAAGAGGAUGCACCUACAGUUCAUGGGGAGAUGGUUGGUGAUGUACGGGGCAAAGAUGCUGAUGCUUCUCUCACUGCGUUUGUUCUGAUCGCCAUGCAAGAGGGCGAAAUCUGUGCCAAAUCAGUCGCUAGUCUUCAUGACAGUAUGAGAAAGGCGAUUGUCUUUUUGGAAGGUAAACUUCAAAAACUGACCAAUCCUUAUGCUGUUGCAAUGACGUCCUACGCCAUGGCCAAUGCAGGAAAACUCAACGAUGAAAUGUUGAUGAAGCAUUCCACUAAACAGGAAGCUGGAACCGCUUGGAUUGUCCCGGGACAACAUUAUCAUUCUCUAGAGGCCACGGCCUAUGCUGUGCUCGCUCUCGUAAGAGCAAAACAAUACGACAAAGCGGGAGAAGCUGUGCACUGGCUGGCGAGACAACAAUCUCACUAUGGUGGUUCUGGCACCACACAGGCAACCAUCAUGGUAUUCCAGGCAGUAGCUGAAUAUCGCACACAGGUAAAGAACGAGCAAAACUUCAAUUUGGAUGUGGAGCUGAGUGUGGCAGGAACACGCAAACCAGUCAGAUGGUCAAUCAGUAAAGAUAACGCACACGUCACACAUUCAGAAAAGAUUGACAUAAAUAAGAACUUCAAUGUAACUGCUAAGGGAACUGGAACGGCGACUCUAUCUGUGCUUACCCUGUACUACGCCAAACCUGCUGAGAAGAUUUCUGACUGCAAACACUUUGAUCUAAGUGUUAAAAUUGAACGAGAAAGUGUCGUGAACUAUCCAGGGGCUGAAGAAAGUUACGUGUUUACUAUGGAGUUCUUCUACAAAAACGAAUUAAGAGAUGCCACCAUGAGUAUACUGGAUGUGGGCUUACUGACAGGGUUUAAAGUGGAUGAAAGAGAUCUCACAGAGUUGGCCACAGGGAAAGACCGAUUCAUUCAGAAAUUUGAGAUGGACAAAGAGCUCUCAGAGCGUGGGUCACUCAUUCUCUACGUAGAUAAGGUCUCUCGAACAGACAGAGAAAGAAUUGCCUUCAGAAUGCAUAAGAUGAAUAAUGUGGGUUUGCUUCAACCUGCUGCAGUCACCAUAUAUGAAUAUUAUUCACCAGAUGCACGCUGUACAAAGUAUUACCAUCCUGAAAAGGAAGAUGGCGCUCUAAGCAGAUUAUGUCUUGGAGAUUUGUGCCAUUGUGCAGAAGAAAACUGCAGUUAUCAGAAUAAAUACAAGGUUGAAGAAGAGGAACGUUUGGAUAAGGCUUGUGAAGCUGGCAUGGAUUAUGUUUAUAAAGUCACAGUGGUGGCUAUGAAUCUGGCGAAACACUCAGAUGUCUAUAAAAUGAAAGUGGAGCAGGUGUUAAGAGAAGGCACUGAUAAAGAAAUUGUAGGAAAGGUGAGAGACUUCCUGGCUCAUCCCAAUUGCAGAAAUUCUUUGGGAUUCCAAGUAGGCAAGUCAUAUCUCCUCAUGGGCAAAUCCACUGACCUGCCCAAGCCCGAGGCAAGAAUUCAGUACAUCUUGGGUGAGCAGACCUGGAUCGAGUACUGGCCCACAAGAACAGAGAGUGAAACAGCAGAACAUAGAGACAGAUACCUGGGCAUCAUUGUACUCGCCUAUAAACUCUUUACAGAAGGAUGCAGCAUAUAAUUAUAUAUUAUGUUUUUUAUUUGUUUCUUUGUUUUUUCAGAAAAUUAAACAUCUUCCAAUUACAUUCUUAUAGUAUACAUGUUAGAAAGUAUUGUUUGUCAAAAUACUUUGUUUAAUUUCACAAUAAAGGUUAAUUUAAUAGAAAA